Molecule: messenger RNA, 920 nt
Organism: Impatiens glandulifera
Lineage: Eukaryota; Viridiplantae; Streptophyta; Magnoliopsida; Ericales; Balsaminaceae
Product: 50S ribosomal protein L6, chloroplastic-like
Exons: 3
Coding region: 125-808 (227 amino acids)
Biological process (GO): translation
Cellular component (GO): ribosome
Molecular function (GO): rRNA binding; structural constituent of ribosome
Source: RefSeq, a predicted model, not a curated record
AUGAAGUGGAUAACGGUUGGACUUGGCCUAUCUACCAUAGCUUAAAGCAAGUAAGCUUCGCCUUUCUUUAUCACUCCUGUUCGUUCUGGUCGACCCAUCGCCGCAUGCGGCUGAGCUCAUUUCCAUGGCUUCUACGGUCGCUUCAUCCUUUCAAUCUGCUUCAAACUUGAGAUCUACCUUUUGGAGUGAGAGGAGUAGAAUCUGCAUUACUCCACCUGCUGCAACUCGUGUUGGUUUUACAAAGAAGACUAUUGAAUGUAAGGAAUCGAGAAUUGGGAAGCAACCAAUUGGUAUCCCAUCCAAUGUGACAAUUGCAUUGGAAGGUCAGGAUUUGAAUGUAAAAGGGCCUCUUGGCCAGCUUUCUAUCACUUAUCCUCGAGAAGUUAAGGUUGAAAAAGAGGAAUCAGGGGAGCUUAGAGUCAGAAAGGCAUUGGAUACCAGAAGGGCUAACCAAAUGCAUGGCCUGUUCAGAACGCUGACGGACAACAUGAUUGUGGGUGUGUCGAAAGGAUUUGAGAAACGGCUCCAACUAAUAGGUGUAGGGUACCGUGCAUUUUUGGAAGGAAACGACUUGGUUUUGAAUCUUGGGUUUUCUCAUCCAGUGAGAAUGACAAUCCCAGAAGGUCUGCAGGUGAAGGUGGAGGAGAACACGAGAAUAGCGGUGAGUGGAUAUGAUAAGAGUCGAAUUGGCGAAUUCGCAGCUUCCAUAAGGAAAUGGAGGCCGCCGGAGCCCUACAAGGGUAAGGGAGUUAAGUAUGCCGACGAAAUCGUUAGGAGAAAGGAGGGUAAGGCUGGUAAAAAGAAGUGAUGAUCAUCUUUCUUUUUGUUGUUUACAUUUUGUGUUAACUAUUAUCCAUUUUGUAAAAUUGCUGACACUUUGCUAUUUUUAUUAAUGUAAUUUGCUUAUCAAUUUGCUUGUC